CUCCCGCUGCCAGCCUCGUCAUGACGGACUUUUUUAGAUGAGACUGAGCCGCGGUCGGUUAGGAUGAUGGUGAUGAGGAGGAGGAUGAUGAUGGUAGUGUUAAUGAUGCCUCGCGCUGGUUUCUGAAGUUAACGGAACUUCACCUGAUGAAGUCCUGAGAGGAGAGGACUGAGAGUCACGGUGCUGAGAGGCAGAAAACUACCUGUUAUUAAUUAUUGUUUACACAGCAGUGACGAUGAUGAAGGGACUCGGCUUCUUCUCUUCGUCCUGCCUUCAUCCUCCAGCCGCAGACGUCAGUGGAACGUUUCAAUCCGCUCUCACAUUCAGGUUAAUCUGAUUAUGAAGAUUUCCCCCGAGGUGCCUCUCUGUCAAUGACGGCCAAGAUGGAGACUCCUUUCUACCACGACGACUCCCCCGCCAUGCCCGGCUUCAAUCAGAUUGCCGAAUACGAGCGCUACUCGGGAAACAAGAUGCUGAUGAGUAAGAAGGCCAUGUCAAUGGCAGGAAGUCAUCACUUCCCCAGUGGUGGUGGAGCAGGAGGGAGGGUUGGGAACCCCAACAACCUGGGGCUGCCAAACAACAGCUCGUUGAUGACAUCGGCGGCGUCCUCUGUGGCAUCCUCAGGGGACAUGAACCUGCUGAAACUGGCGUCCCCUGACCUGGAGCACCUAAUCAUUCAGUCCAACCAGGGGCUGGUCACCACCAGCCCGGUGCCAAACUCCACCAACCCCUUCAUGUACCGUAACCAGGCCACCAACGAGCAAGAGGGAUUUGCCGACGGCUUCGUCAAGGCACUGGCAGACCUUCACAAGCAGAACCAGCUGGUUGGAGGUGGGCCCAUGUCCCCACCUUCAUCCUCCAGCAUCUCCCUGCAGGCGUCCUACCAGAGGAACCUGAUGUCAGGUGGAGAUAUGCCCAUCUACACCAACCUCAGCAGCUACAACCCGGGCCAGAUGCCAUACUCCGGAGGGCAGAUGGCAUACGGCGGAGGCUCAGGCCACGGUGGUGGUGGAGCUCCUCAGCCCCACCCUCGAGGUCUGGACGCCCCGCAGACCGUCCCUGAGGUGCCUCACCCUCCAGGGGACCCCACCUCGCCACCGUCCCUCUCGCCAAUUGACCUGGAGACGCAGGAGCGGAUCAAAGCGGAACGCAAGAAACUCCGCAACCGCAUCGCCGCAUCCAAGUGCCGCAAGCGGAAGCUGGAGCGCAUCUCGCGGCUGGAGGAGAAGGUGAAGGUCCUGAAGAGCCAGAACUCGGACCUGGCCUCCACCGCCGCCAUGCUGCGGGAGCAGGUCGCUCAGCUAAAACAGAAGGUCAUGAGUCACGUCACCAACGGCUGCCAGAUUUCUGUGAGCUCGUCGGCUGCCAGCAAGGCCGGAGGAGGUGGAGGCACCGGCAGCGAGGACUCCAGCUGCUGAGGAGGCGGGACGUCAGGAGAACAUGCCAAGAGGCUGUUUACUUUUAUGAUUUUGCUUGUGCUUUCAGUCGGAGCGAGCAGAGAGCAAGCAGCUCGUGUCAUCGAUGCCUCAACAGGAAAGGUGGAUGUUUAACGGCAUUUACAGUCCCCGUGAACUGUCAGUCACCCAGCCAGAGGGGGCGGAGCUUUACAGAGGAGUCCGGAGAGGGAGGGACGCGAUCGAGUUCGGAUUACUUUUUAAAGAACAUCUGACGACAUUUGAGACUGAAAGAGCUCAGAUCUGACACACUGUGGAACAAAGUGUCAGGGUUCCACGUUCAGGAACCGCUCGCCACAUUUUUCAGAUGUCAUCAGAUGUCGGCUGACACACCGCACAGGAAAUCAUUAUUUUUCGUUCUCUAAAAACAUAUUUAAGAUUUUACAGAUGGAGCAAAUUAUAUGUUUUAAAAAAGUUUCUGCAGUGUGAAAAGAUUUCUCAUAACAUCAAAAUACACAAAUUAAACUCUUUCAUGUAAUCAGAUUACUUUUAGUUACAGAGUAAGAAAUGUAACUGUGAUAUCAAGUUCAGAUAAAGGAUGAAGAGAUCAUUUAAUCUUUAUUUUAAUCCAGUCAAUUUAACAUGAUCUGUGCUGCGUUUGUUUUGUAAUCUGAUUACUUUAAUCUCUUUACUUUGGUGUAACUAAAGCUCCACUCCGGCCUGCACACUCACUCCUGUUUCUGGAUGUUUUUUAAUGUUUUGGGAGAGAAAUAAAGUUUAAAGUUGCAUUUUUAUUGGGAGCAACACUGGCAUCACAGAUAUCUGUUUGAUAAAAGCUCACGAGCUGUUUGAAAUUCAUGACAACCACCAACUGUGGCAGAAAUGUCAUCCUAUAUCUAGGCGUGCACAUUUUGGAUGAUCUCACUAGGAAAUUAAACAUGUCUGACCAAGUAUGAGUCUUAAAUUAUGCAUACAUGUUUUUGUGCAUAAAUAUUUUUUCCUGUUAGCAGUGGUGUAAUGCUUGUGUUUCAGUCACAUCUCUCAGAUCGGCCUCUCCCCGCCCGCCCAUCGGGGUCUGCAGUCUCUCGACCUGCACGGCACUGUGCAGCAGUCAGUGGCUCCUGUACUUUUGACCCACAUUUAUAAUUUUCUCUCUCUUUGUGAAGAUAAAAGAUCAUGUUCAGCAAUCGUGGAUCUAUAAAAUAAAAGUUUAGAGUCCCUUCAAUGUUAGCUCAUUGCAGUUAAAACUCAGAACGACCCUAAACAAGCGCCUCAGCUCAUAAACUGAGUCUUCAGAGGUCAAGUCUGAAGGUCGUUUUCUCAUUCACUCCUAUAGGACUAGAAGCCCAGAGGAGUCGCCCCCUGGUGGCUGUUAGAAAGAAUACAUUUUUAGGACAUUUCCAUGUUGGCUGCAGUUUUCAAAGCUACAUCCAGCUUUUAUUCUCUCUACAAGAAGCAGUUUCUGUUUCCUAGGCUGGAAAUAACUGUGAUCUUACUGAUUUUGAAAAUUCAAGAGUCUCAUGGCUCCAGACGGACAAACACGAGCAUGCAAGUUUUGGUGCUUGGAUCCACUUUUGAAAGAUUGUCACAGAGUUUUCGUGUUUGGUAAAAUCUGCAUUUGAUUUAAGUUGAAAUUUGUAAAAUUUUGGUUUUGCAAAGGGAAUCCAAAUCAUUUCAAUCUUUCUAUUUUCAAGUUUACUUUGUGUCACCGCGUGCAAACAAUCCUGAGUGGAGAGAAUUUCACUUUUUUAAUAGUUAAGGUGUUUGAUUGCUUUCUUUUCUGCAGCAGGAUAAACAAUAUCUGACAUUAUAAAGAGGAAUUGUUUCAUAUCUGUUUUAUACUCAUUAAUAAUAAUGUGCAACAAGAAAAUUAGUGUUGACUAAUAUCCAUUAUUCUGAUGUUGUUAUUCAUUUACUUUUUCUGUGCUAUAAAAAUAAUGAUUCAUGUAAGUGAAUUUAUUUCAUGCAUUUGUUAGCAGGUCAUAUGGAAGCCCAUUGAUGCCAGAAAAAUAUUUGCACCACAUAAUUAGAAUGAAAACUUUGUCGUGUUUUUAAAUUUUUGUCAUAGAAAGAAUUUCAUCUCUUUUAUCGCCGGGUUGAAAUGGGCCUCCACGGAGACAAAUACAUCCGACGCUGCUCCUGCGGAUGCAGGAAUUUGUAAGCAUUUAUUUCUGAUUAAAUUCAAGGUCAACCGGACAUUUCUAAAUAUGAUAAAAAAAUACAGGCAGGAAAAUCCACACAGAACUGUGCAGUUAUAAAAAAUAAUGCUCUUUAAAUUGUGUAUGUUUCUAAAGAGGUCACUGCAGAAGUUGUAGAGGUACAGUGGAGAUAAGAAAGGUGGCUUCUUGAGGUCCCUGGAAAUGCGGCGUUACUUCAGGCACCUUAGAAACGCAACCAGUGGCAAGCUUUAAAAAUUAGCUGUAGCUAGAAGUCCUUAACACAUUUAUCCUUGGAAAUGUUACAGAUGUCCUUAAGGACCUAGUGAUGGAAGUCUGGAGGAUGGUAAUUGUCCUACAGAGUUCCUGAGUACCUUGUGGAAAUUGGUAAUGUCUCUUGGGAUCUUUCUGGGCACUUUCAGGGGAGCUCUGAGGUCCUGGAGGGGCCUCCUGACAUCCUUCUUGUAAAGGUACUAGAAAGAAUUGUGGAGGACCUUGGGGGGGGGGCUACAGGUUGUAAAGUACUUGAGGACCUGGUAGAUGCCUGUACCAGCGGCGUCAUGAGGUGCUAGGAGAGGUUGGUAAGGUCCCUGAGGAUCUUCCUGAGAUCUUUAAAGAAAGUUAUGAUGUACUAAUGAGGCAUCCUGAAAGCCUUAAUGGGGAUAUGAAGGUACUAAACAGUAUUCUGGUGGACCUUGAGGGGCUUUUGCAGGUCCUUAAGGACACUGUACAGGUCCUUGAAAAUUUCAUCGAUGUUCUUGAAGAUAUUUGAGGAUAAUGGCAACAUCCUUGAUAAGUUGCUGAGAUCACUGAUUACAUACGGUCUCUGAGGGGGUUCCUGAGGUCCUUGGAGAGGUUGAUGAGGUCCUUGUGAACCUUCCUGAGGUCUUUGAUGGCUUUCCAGAGGACUUUAAGGGGACACUUCAUGGGUCCAUCAAUGGGCCAAACUUUCAUAAGCUGAUUUAUGACAAUCAGUUUCAAAGACAUAAAGAAUAUGCUCCACAUUUUGUGUCAUAUCUGAGGGAACAUUGUUGGCUGAUAACUGCACAUGUUGCUGUGGAUUUUCUGAGUUUUGGGUGAAGGUGACAGAGUGGGCUUUUCAUCUCUCCAUACAGUUGUUGUUUAUCAGUGUGCUGGUUGUUCCAGACUAAUCAACCUUUUCUAUUUCAGACUCUAUUUUGCACUGACUUUACUGUCCAGUCAACAUCUGCAUCAUGCUUACAAACUGCAGCUGUCAGACAGAUUAAAACAAUAUUUACUGCCCGCAGAUGGUUUCAGUUAAACUUGAUGUUUUGUGUUUGACGAAUCAAAUAUACUGUUGGCGCGCGUUGAGCAAAUAUUUAUUUUUUUGAACUUGAACGAGGCUUUUGAUGCCUCUAAUGAUUCUAUUUUUGUACAAAUGUAUAAAAGUUGCUGUUAUUAAUAUACUGAAACGUGUGUAUGUACGAUCUGAUUUGUUCAGCCUCUUCGUGUCUAUUUAUUAUGACUCUCUUUUGUGUUUAUUUCUCUUCACUUUGUUCUGCUGUUCAGAUGUUUGUGUCAAUACACCAGUGAUGAAAUAUUCA
This is a messenger RNA of Archocentrus centrarchus (flier cichlid), 5115 nucleotides long. It is a transcript of the gene june, whose product is annotated as JunE proto-oncogene, AP-1 transcription factor subunit. The transcript has 2 exons. Gene Ontology annotation, molecular function: RNA polymerase II cis-regulatory region sequence-specific DNA binding; DNA-binding transcription factor activity, RNA polymerase II-specific; transcription factor binding. The coding region runs from base 372 to 1418 and encodes 348 amino acids. Gene Ontology annotation, cellular component: transcription regulator complex. The record is from RefSeq and is a predicted model, not a curated record. Gene Ontology annotation, biological process: regulation of transcription by RNA polymerase II; regulation of cell cycle; regulation of cell population proliferation. Lineage: Eukaryota; Metazoa; Chordata; Actinopteri; Cichliformes; Cichlidae.